This is a messenger RNA of Procambarus clarkii (red swamp crayfish), 2019 nucleotides long. The record is from RefSeq and is a predicted model, not a curated record. NCBI's taxonomy places the organism in Eukaryota, Metazoa, Arthropoda, Malacostraca, Decapoda, Cambaridae.
AUGUCCGCCCCAACGCUACGCCAGACGCCAGCAGCUGGCACCAGGGACGCCAGACGCCAGCAGCUGGCACCAGGGACGCCAGACUCCAGCAGCUGGCACCAGGGACGCCAGACGCCAGCAGCUGGCACCAGGGACGCCAGACUCCAGCAGCUGGCACCAGGGACGCCAGCAGCUGGCACCAGGGACGCCAGACUCCAGCAGCUGGCACCAGGGACGCCAGCAGCUGGCACCAGGGACGCCAGACGCCAGCAGCUGGCACCAGGGACGCCAGACGCCAGCAGCUGGCACCAGGGACGCCAGACUCCAGCAGCUGGCACCAGGGACGCCAGACGCCAGCAGCUGGCACCAGGGACGCCAGACGCCAGCAGCUGGCACCAGGGACGCCAGACGCCAGCAGCUGGCACCAGGGACUCCAGCAGCUGGCACCAGGGACGCCAGCAGCUGGCACCAGGGACUCCAGCAGCUGCCACCAGGGACGCCAGCAGCUGGCACCAGGGACGCCAGCAGCUGGCACCAGGGACGCCAGACGCCAGCAGCUGGCACCAGGGACGCCAGCAGCUGGCACCAGGGACGCCAGACUCCAGCAGCUGGCACCAGGGACGCCAGCAGCUGGCACCAGGGACGCCAGACGCCAGCAGCUGGCACCAGGGACGCCAGACUCCAGCAGCUGGCACCAGGGACGCCAGACGCCAGCAGCUGGCACCAGGGACGCCAGACUCCAGCAGCUGGCACCAGGGACGCCAGACGCCAGCAGCUGGCACCAGGGACGCCAGCAGCUGGCACCAGGGACGCCAGCAGCUGGCACCAGGGACGACAGCAGCUGGCACCAGGGACGCCAGACUCCAGCAGCUGGCACCAGGGACGCCAGACGCCAGCAGCUGGCACCAGGGACGCCAGACGCCAGCAGCUGGCACCAGGGACGCCAGACGCCAGCAGCUGGCACCAGGGACGCCAGACUCCAGCAGCUGGCACCAGGGACGCCAGCAGCUGGCACCAGGGACGCCAGACCCCAGCAGCUGGCACCAGGGACGACAGCAGCUGGCACCAGGGACGCCAGACGCCAGCAGCUGGCACCAGGGACGCCAGCCGCCAGCAGCUGGCACCAGGGACGCCAGCAGCUGGCACCAGGGACGCCAGACGCCAGCAGCUGGCACCAGGGACGCCAGACUCCAGCAGCUGGCACCAGGGACGCCAGACGCCAGCAGCUGGCACCAGGGACGCCAGACUCCAGCAGCUGGCACCAGGGACGCCAGCAGCAGGCACCAGGGACGCCAGACGCCAGCAGCUGGCACCAGGGACGCCAGCAGCUGGCACCAGGGACGCCAGCAGCUGGCACCAGGGACGCCAGACUGGCCAGCAGCUGGCACCAGGGACGCCAGCAGCUGGCACCAGGGACGCCAGACUCCAGCAGCUGGCACCAGGGACGCCAGCAGCUGGCACCAGGGACGCCAGACUCCAGCAGCUGGCACCAGGGACGCCAGACUCCAGCAGCUGGCACCAGGGACGCCAGACGCCAGCAGCUGGCACCAGGGACGCCAGACUCCAGCAGCUGGCACCAGGGACGCCAGACGCCAGCAGCUGGCACCAGGGACGCCAGCAGCUGGCACCAGGGACGCCAGCAGCUGGCACCAGGGACGCCAGACGCCAGCAGCUGGCACCAGGGACGCCAGACUCCAGCAGCUGGCACCAGGGACGCCAGCAGCUGGCACCAGGGACGCCAGACUCCAGCAGCUGGCACCAGGGACGCCAGCAGCUGGCACCAGGGACGCCAGACGCCAGCAGCUGGCACCAGGGACGCCAGACUCCAGCAGCUGGCACCAGGGACGCCAGCAGCUGGCACCAGGGACGCCAGCAGCUGGCACCAGGGACGCCAGACGCCAGCAGCUGGCACCAGGGACGCCAGACGCCAGCAGCUGGCACCAGGGACGCCAGACUCCAGCAGCUGGCACCAGGGACGCCAGACGCCAGCAGCUGGCACCAGGGACGCCAGACUCCAGCAGCUGGCACCAGGGACGCUAG